AAUUGACCAGUAUGAAAUGGAAAUCGGAAAUUGACUCGAUGCGCGGGAAUGUAAACAAUUUGUAGUUUGAAUCAGCCGACUGACAAAUUACUUGGUAAAUGGUGUCGGAUAAACAUUUCACCAUCGACAUGUUGUUCUAUGAAGAUUAACUGUUUUAACAGUAGAUUUGAAAUGCAUAUACAACGCUUGACAACACGAAGUGGAAGUUGCUUUGUUUACAAAUGGCUUCACCUGUAAUCGGCUUAUAAACAACCUUGUUAUUUAAAAAAUAACAUUAAUAGCUAAAAAAUCACAUAAUGGAGAAAGCUUCGAGGGCCAUACGAAGGAGCAGUGCAAAGUUGAUGUCCUUUGGAACUGGAAAUGCUGACCUCAACGUUCUCAUGUCUGAGGUGAAGGAUAUGAGAAGUAGCGCAAAGUCAUUCAUGGGAGCUCAGAGCCUUGCAUCCAAUGACAUGCUGAGGUGGGCAGCAAAAGAAGAGAACAGAGCAAUUCAGGAUGUCGUGAACCAGAUAGCCGAGUUAAACACCCAGUGGACAGAUGUACAGAGAGACUUUAUAUAUCAUCUGAAGGAGUAUAGACAGAUGUUUGAGAUGAUAAUGGAGGGAGAGAAACAUGUAGGCCAGGCUAAACAGAACCUGGCACUGUGUGAGCAAAAGGAACUUAAGAUUAGGAAGGAGUUAAAGAAAGCAGCCAAGAGAGCUUCUGCACCAGAAAUUGGCAUGUUGGAGGGUCGACUGGGGCAGGCAGAGCGGGCGAGGGAAGUGGCUGAAGUGGAGGUAAGCGAGAGGGUCCGUGAGAACGAAGCUGUGAAGAUGAUCCGUAUGAAGGAGGGACUACUAAGAAUGUCAGAAGCAUAUGUAGAGCUUGGAAAUAAAUGUGCCAUGAUUUUUGAAGCACAAAGGGAUAUCGCUUUCCAGUUGCCAGACGUCCAUGGAAAAGAACUGGAGCAGGUUAAGUACUCUGGAGCCGGAGCCACACAGCUGUAUGUAAAACAGGCCAAAGAAGGUGUGAAGAAAUACAAAAGAAAGUCACAUCGACUAGAUCCACCACCAUUCUCUGAACGUCCAGACUACUCCAGACAUACAUCAGGUGAAGAACCUCCCCCUCCGUAUUACCCAAGUGACGAGUUCCUCAAUCGAAGCGAGAACAGCAGUGAUGGAAGCAAUCUUUACAGCCCAAUGACUACCGACAUACGAACGCCCGAACACCGACGAUCAUAUCCUAUGACAUCACCACGACACCUCACGGACCCUGAAGAGGAACUAAGCACAACUAUGGGGGCAUCUAAAUUGAGCUGAUGUAGUGUUGUGGUGUUUUUAGCAACAGAAAUUAUAUUUACCGUCGGAUAUUAGGAGUGAAGGCCUUAGACUUCUUAUUUGAACAAAGAGGAUUUUUUUAUACUAUACAGUGGAUCUGUGUAAUUGACUUGAAUUUAUGAUAUAAUGGAUUGUUGUUAACUAUUAAUGGAAUUUGCUUUGUCACUGUACUGGUUUUAUUGAAAGAAAUAUAACAUUUUUGACAUGUUGGUUUUAUUCUCAAUCUAGAUGGCUGCUAUUGGCAAAUAAAGAAUUCUGAACACAGAUAAUGUGGGCAAAGGUAGCAUGAAAAAGGGGACAAUGCAUUAAAGUGAAGUAUUUGAUGAUUGAUUGUAUACUCAGAAAUUAUGUAGUAUUACCAAAAAGUGUAUAAAGUUUAAAAUAUUCAUAAAAAUGCUUUGAUGGUUGAAAAGUCUACAAAUUAAUUACACAAGAGAUGGGUAAUACUGGAGAUUACCAGCCCAAUAGACCUUUUGUAUUUGAAGAAAAAGCAUCAAGGAGUUCAUGUUUUUUAUGCAUCAUUAUCGUAUAGAUAAGGGAUGACCUUAAGGUUCUAUUUGUAUUAAAUGUACAUGUGAUGAAUUUAGGAUAAGAGUAGAACUGUAGUGUAAUUUGUUUGUGUACUUCCUGGUAAACGUUUUAGUUAAGACAGAACAAAUAAGUCUAUGAGAUUGCAGCUUUUAGAAAUCUAGAAGUUUAGAAUGGAAAUGUUCCAUUUUUUUUUUUUUUUUUUAUUUACAUAGUUCAUUCUGUUCACAGUAUUUUGCAACUUCCCUGUCAGGAAAAAAGAAAGAAUAUAAUAUUUCUAGUCAUGAACUGCGAUCAAAUGAAAGGUAACCUGAGGUAUUGACAUUUUCAUAACAUGUAUAACGAGUUAUUAAAUUACUAACAGUUGUAAACUACUGAUUAAAAACACAAAGAAAAUGAAUUUCAUACAUGUAUAUUUAUAUACUGAUAACAAUAUUGAUUUAAUGAUAAUUUGCCAAAUUAUGGUCCCUUAUGUCGUUAAAAUUUAUUCUUUAUUGUCAUUAAUGUUUUAGUUUGUGGAUGUUAUAUAGAACAAAUACAUAUGGGUAUAUAAUUGGUCUUUCAACUGAUGUGUGUAGCUUUGCAUAACUAUUUAUUUUAAUGUUUUGUUGAUUUUUUUGUAUAUGUUGAUAUUACACUUGUUUUACUUGCCUUCUUUGUGUGGGAAUAUAUUGUGUUCUUUUCAAAACACUGAAAUUAAAUAAUUUUUUAAAGACAUCAAUGAAAUAUGCAAACAAGUAGUCAGCUAAUUUCUAAGCUUAUUGCUCAUUUAUUUCAUAUAGGCACAAGCAGCUUAUAAACAUACAUACAUGUACUUGUAUAAAUAUAUUCAGGGCUAUAUUCUGUAUAUAAAUAACAUAUUUGACUUAUGUCUGAUAUCUUUCUAACAUUCUAUAACUUUCUAUCUUGCAAGCAAAUUACUGACGUCAAUAUGGCCAGAAAUUGAAUAAAAUUUGAUUGAAAUUUAAUCUGUUAGAUUAAGGGAGAGAAAUCAUUCAGUUUGUCUACGACACCUCUAUACCAAAGGGAGAUAAUCAUUGGUCAGUCUCGCAUGUACCUCUUAUAACUUCAGUAUUGAUCACAAUGUUGUCUAAUAUACACCUAAUUUAACCUGAAGUAUUUUUGGGAGAUUUCUUUUGGGAUAGAUACACAAUGUCAUCCGUAGAUAUGUACAUAUACAAUUUGAUACUUAAUUAUGAUAAGAUAUUCAAAUCCAUACUGUAAUUCCCUUCAAUAUUAUGUGACUUCAGGAAAACUUGGUGUUUGUACGUAUCACAAAAGGAUUUCAUUCGAACUUUUAUGAUUGGUCCUUUGUUAUCACAUGCAAUCAUCAAUUUUAUCAAUAAUCAGAUUUACAAAAAAGAUUUGCAGUUUAGUUUGUAGGAUCUUGAGUUUUCAAAAUAUCACAAUUAUUUUAACAACAUAUUUAUACGAGAGUUUACUAGAUAGAGUACUGUGUUUUAUGUUCACAGCUUUGGUUAUUGUUUCAGACUUACCGUUGAAGUGCAAGAUUUUUUCAUGAAAUGGGGAUACAAAUUUGAUGAAUUUGUUGAUGGUUAUUCAAGUCUUUAGUAUUAUAUUUCAUGAUUUUUUUUCUUCUAAAUUUUAAUUAAAUUUAUCUGCACUAGGACCAGGUAAACAGCCUACAACUUGUAUGUUUAUUAUGUUAUCUGUAUAUAAAUAACAUCAGUUUGUCUAUAAUCUAUGACUCCAUUUGUUCCUACAUUCCCCGAACUCCUCAUAGAGUCCCAAUUCCAGCUACUUUCUUAUUUACUUCUCAUACAUUAAUGAUCCUGCUGUAUUCCGGGAAUGUAAGCCUAUACAUAGUAAUAGAGGCAUUCAGUAUAUUCCUUCAUAUUUAACUUACAGAUUUUAUAUGGCUUUAUUUCUACCAAUGGUGCUUUUUAAUAUUUAACUCCUUUCAGAACCUCUAUAAUCAUACAUAAUUUGUUUUUGUUUUGUUCAAUGAGAAACUACUAGUGUUAUAUUUGGAUUCUUGAAUUUUAUGUCGAGAAUUCAUUAUGCCUUUUACAAAUUGAAUUUGUAGCACGGUGUGGUGUUGUGGUAGUAUGUUCUCUUAACUGAAGAAUUUGAAGUUAAUUUUAACUGCAGGUGCCCUUAGGUGGGUUUAUUAAAUGACAACAAAAUACCUUUUUUUUUUUUUACUUUAAUGCUAUGAAAAAGCAAUGGCUAUGGCUGGGCUUAAGUUCAUUUUAGUGAAAACUUUAGCAUCAAAGUUCACUUUUCAGAAUCAUAUUAUUUGGUUUUGCUGAUUUCACUCUAGGCUAAAAUCAUUUUCAUUCAAUUAAAUAAGGUAGUUAAUGGUUGGAAUGUUGUUUGUUUUUUUGGGGUUUUUUUAUACGAUAUGUGGUAUCUUGAUAAUAUGGUACAAAUUUUAACAGUCCUUAUUAUGAAACUGGAGUUUUGAUUUCAUUGAUGAAAUGUGUUUUGAAUCAACGAUAAACUUAUACUCUAUUUUGGCUCACCAACCAAGGCUCAUCAGGAAAAAUGUAAUCUGUACAAAAAUGAAAAUUGGUCAACCGUCAAUUUACUGUUUAAAAGUUAAUUGCCAGGAACUUAUAGUGAUUUUGAUACUGUUACAUAUAGACUUCAUCAGUUCUGGUCUGAUAUUUAAAAUUAUUAUUUGUGAGAGUCCUAGAAUACCAAUGGUAAUGAAAUGCACGUAUAAACACAGAUUAUAAACAUUUAAUGGUGAGGGGAGCUUCCUCAACGUUUUAUAUUACAUACUAGUUCUACAAAGGAUUGUGAGGGUUAUUCCAGUAAUAUAUAUAUCUUACGGGAGAACUCCAAAUAAACAAGAACUCCAAAUAAACAUAGUCCAUGUGUUGUGGACAUUUGAAAAAAAUGUGUGUUAUAUGAUAUGGAGGAGUUUUUAAUUGAGAUCAGUUUUGUUGGUAGUUUCUGUUUGACAAACCUGGAGUUCUCCUGUUGGGUAGAUAGAAUUGUUCUCGACAUUUUAUCAUGUUUGAACACUGGAUGUUUAACUUGCUGGCACUGUUGUUAAAAUCUUUUAUUUUGUUUAUGUUCAUAAUCACUGGAUGAAAAACAAACUUUGUAUCUUAUAUCAUUUAAAUAUUUAUUAUUAAAACAACUAGAAGGAAA
Messenger RNA from Pecten maximus, 4967 nucleotides. RefSeq lists its product as uncharacterized. Lineage: Eukaryota; Metazoa; Mollusca; Bivalvia; Pectinida; Pectinidae. The record is from RefSeq and is a predicted model, not a curated record. The transcript has 11 exons. Bases 297 to 1298 code for a protein of 333 amino acids.